CGCCGCUAAAAUGUUUGGUGUUAACCGCCGUUGUCGUUAAUUUUGGACAGCGUAGGCUUUCCACAAUAAAUUGCAUUUUAUUUAUACGAAUUUGUGAGGGAAUUUGUUAUAAAAAUAUAAAAAAAAGAUAUGGUGAUGUGGGCGAGUGUUCGUAAAUUAGGUGUUGUAGCUGUAGGCACUGGUGCCGGUUUGGGCGCCUAUUUCUAUCAGCGUGCAAAAGAGCCUAAUAACAUGGUGCAUGCUUCAUGGACUAAUAGCGACAAACCGGUUAAUCCUUGCGCAUUGUGGGAUACCAAUUGGGAUUGUCGCAGUCCUAAGAGUCUGGUGAAGCCAAUGAAAAAUGAUACACCUCAGGAACAAAAUCGUUACAACAGUGAAUUGGAGAAGUCUUGCCCAAAAGCGGCCCGACACAUUAUACUCAUUCGACAUGGUGAAUAUCUCGAUGCAGGCGAUAGUGAUGAAACACACCGUCUCACAGAAAGAGGACGUCUACAGGCUAAAUAUACUGGAAAAAGACUUGAUGAAUUAGGUAUUAAAUGGAACAAAGUAAUAGUUUCAACAAUGACCAGAGCUCAAGAAACUGCCGAGAUUAUUUUGAAAGAGAUUAAUUUUAAUCCGAAAGAUGUAAAACACUGCCCUUAUAUACGGGAAGGUGCCCCCAUUCCGCCACAACCGCCAGUAGGCCACUGGAGACCAGAAGAAUCUUUUUUCCGAGAUGGAGCACGUAUUGAAGCCGGCUUUAGACGUUAUUUCCAUCGAGCUGAUCCUAGUGAAAAGAAUGACACCUACACACUAAUUGUGGGCCAUGGAAAUGUUAUACGUUAUUUUGUUUGUCGUGCUUUGCAAUUUCCUCCAGAAGCCUGGUUGAGAAUUAAUAUCAAUCAUGCUUCCAUUACCUGGUUGACUAUACAACCAUCUGGUAAUGUUUCCAUAAAAUAUUUAGGUGAUACCGGUUUUAUACCAGCUCAGUAUUUAACUCAUCGCAUACCGCGUGAAGCUAAAAAUGUAGUAUAACAAGUCCUUUAUCCACUCAUUAUUUAACAAUGGAAAACUUAAAGAUUUAUUAUAUUUCGAAUUUUUUUUUCUAAAAAAUGUUAAACACAGUUUCCUAAACACAGUUUAAAAGAAAAUUAUUGUUCAUUUUAAUUAGAUUAGAAGUAAUACAAAUGUACUUAAAGUAAAGAAAUUUAAAUGAAGUUAUAAAGACAAAUUGUAUAAUUAAUAAAGAGAUUAAGUUAUUUUCAAAA
Lucilia cuprina (Australian sheep blowfly) is the source of this 1247-nucleotide messenger RNA. It is a transcript of the gene Pgam5, whose product is annotated as serine/threonine-protein phosphatase Pgam5, mitochondrial. The transcript has 2 exons. Gene Ontology annotation, biological process: positive regulation of mitochondrial fission. Gene Ontology annotation, cellular component: mitochondrion. Bases 130 to 1014 code for a protein of 294 amino acids. The record is from RefSeq and is a predicted model, not a curated record. NCBI's taxonomy places the organism in Eukaryota, Metazoa, Arthropoda, Insecta, Diptera, Calliphoridae.